This is a messenger RNA of Lethenteron reissneri (Far Eastern brook lamprey), 2945 nucleotides long. Its product is annotated as interferon regulatory factor 8-like. Gene Ontology annotation, molecular function: RNA polymerase II cis-regulatory region sequence-specific DNA binding; protein binding; DNA-binding transcription factor activity, RNA polymerase II-specific. The record is from RefSeq and is a predicted model, not a curated record. Lineage: Eukaryota; Metazoa; Chordata; Hyperoartia; Petromyzontiformes; Petromyzontidae. Gene Ontology annotation, cellular component: nucleus. Gene Ontology annotation, biological process: regulation of transcription by RNA polymerase II; immune system process.
UAGUGCCUUGUCUCUGUGUGUGUGUGUGUCUCUCUCUCUGUGUGUGUUUGUGUGCUUUAUUAGUGCCUUGUCUCUGUGUGUGUGUUUGUCUCUCACUGUGUGUCUCUCUCACUGUGUGUGUUUUAUUAGAGCAGUGUCUUGUCUCUCUGUGUGUGUCUCUCUCUCUGUGUGUGUUUGUGUGCUUUAUUAGUGCCUUGUCUCUGUGUGUGUUUGUCUCUCACUGUGUGUCUCUCUCACUGUGUGUGUUUUAUUAGUGCAGUGCCUUGUCUCUCUGUGUGUCUCUGCCUCUCUCACUGUGUGUGUUUGUGUAUUUUAUUAGUGCAGUGUCUUGUCUCUCUGUGUGUGUCUCUCUCUCUGUGUGUGUUUGUGUGCUUUAUUAGUGCCUUGUCUCUGUGUGUGUGUUUGUCUCUCACUGUGUGUCUCUCUCACUGUGUGUGUUUUAUUAGUGCAGUGCCUUGUCUCUCUGUGUGUCUCUCCCUCUCUCACUGUGUGUGUUUGUGUGUUUUAUUAGUGCAGUGUCUUGUCUCUCUGUGUGUCUCUCUGUGUGUGUGUUUUAUUACAGCAGUGCCUUGUCUCUGUGUGUGUCUCUCUCUCUCUGUGUGUCUCGACACACGAACGCAGAUCUACGCUUACAUCGACAGAUAUAUAUACACUCUGCCGAGUGGGUCCAGGAAGACUUCGCCUUGACUGCACAAGCCACAUUACUGUGCAAGGCGACAGCAGGCGGCGUGGUGCUGCUGGUGGUGCUGCUGCUGGUGGUGCUGGUGGUGCUGUUGGUGGAUCUGCUGGUGGUGCUGGUGCUGGAUCUGCUGGUGGUUCUGCUGGUGGUGCUGGUGGUGGAUUUGCUGGUGGUGCUGCUGGUGGUGCUGCUGGUGGUGCUGCUGGUGAUUCUGCUGGUGGUGCUGCUGGUUCUGCUGGUGGAUCUGCUGGUGGUGCUGGUGGUGCUGCUGGUUCUGCUGGUGGUGGAUCUGCUGGUGGUGCUGCUGGUGGUGGUUCUGCUGCUGGUGGUGCUGGUGGUGCUGCUGCUGGUGCUGCUGGUGGUGCUGGUGCUGGUGCCAUGCAGAGGACACACGCGGCUGGCUGUGCCGCCUACCGCCUGCGCCACUGGAUCACGGACCAGGUGGACGGCGGCAAGUACCCGGGCCUGGCGUGGGAGGACGAGGCGCGCAGCACGUUCCGCAUCCCGUGGAAGCACGCGAGCAAGAAGGAGUACAGGCACGAGGAGGAUGCCGCCGUCUUCAAGGCGUGGGCCAUCUUCAAGGGCAAGUACCGAGCGGGCGAGGACCGUGCGGACGCGAGCACGUGGAAGACGCGUCUGCGCUGCGCCCUCAACAAGAGCCCCGACUUCCAGGAGCUGAGCGACCGCAGCCAGACGGCGAGCGGCGACGCGUUCAAGGUGUACCGCAUCCUGCCCGAGGAGAGCACCACGCGAUGUGACUGUGCCCGUGACAGCGAUGAGAUCAUGCCGCCAGAAGAACCUGAAGAGAACCAGGAGGUGUCCAUGGCAGUGAUGGAAUCGGCGCCCUGGUGUUACAGCCCUGAAAUGCUGCUCGACUUCCCAGGCUACUACAUCAUCGACGUGCGGUUCUUCUACAAGGGCGCGCUGGUGAGCGAGCAGUGGGCCUCGCGCUUGUGCCGCGUGGGCCACCGCGCGCCGGCGGUGCACGACCCCAGCGUGUACGGCCCCAGCGACGCCGCUCAGCUCCUCUUCCCGCCGCCGGCGUCGGCCCUCGCCGCUCCGGGCGACGCGAGGCAGCGGGCCCACACGGAGACUCUGCUCGCCAACGUGGAGCGCGGCGUGCUGCUGAGCGUGACGGGAGAAGGCCUCUUCGCCCAGCGCCUCUGCCGGGCGCAAGUCUUCUGGUCGGGCCCCUGCGCCGAGACGCCGCCCGGAGCCCCCAACAAGAUGGAGAGGGGCCCCCCUGUGCAGCUGUUCAACACGCGGCAGUUCAUGGAAGAAAUGAAUCAGUACGUGACCUGGCACGGUCCGUCACCGCAGUUCGUCACCACCAUCUGCUUCGGCGAGGAAUUCCCCGACAUGGACGGCGCGAAGAAAUACGUCACCGUGCAGGUGGAGGCGCGCUUCGCGAGGCUGCUCUACGAGAAGGCCAAGGCGGAGGGCGCCUGCUCCCUGCGUGAGUUCGAGAUCUCUGCUCCCAACAAGGAGGACGAGAUCCUGGACAUCAUCAAGAGUCUGUGCGACAGCAUCGCCAUCUCCUCCUAGCGCCGCAGUUUCCUCUCUCGCCCUCCCUCCCUCCCUCCUCAUCGCUCCAUUCUUCUACCUUCCUCCUCCCAUCCUCCUCCCUCCUCCUCCCCCCUCCCCCCUCCAUCAUCCUCCCCCCUCCCCCCUCCAACAUCUUCCUCCUCCAGCACCUGAACCGGUCCUGGGCCACCUAGGUCGAUUCGGCCUAAAAUGGGUAACUGGGGCGGCGCGUAGCGAACGUCGCCACUGGGGAGACAAAGGCGGCUCCCGGCGUGGUUUCUGGCCACCCACCCCCUCGUGUGCCGUGCCAACCUAACUCAUCGGUGCUACUCCGCUAACAGCACUUGCCCCAACAGUCUGUUAAAGGCUACACACGGGGGAAGGGGGGUGGAUCUUUACCUUCGAUCCCAAUCGAGUAACUUGCAUGAAGUGAAAUUUUGUUUUCCAACUCGGCACGCGAUGGUGGCCCAACUCUUGCGAAGGGCGCCGCGGGGAUCAUUCAAUGUUCCUCGCGAAGUGACGCGCAGGGGCCUCGCUCUUCACCACCACCACCACCACCCGCCACCACCGCCCGCCACCACGGCCAACCAGCCAGGGCUGUCACGUGAACAGAACGUGGCCAAUUCGUCACGAGCACAGCACUAAGCGCUUGUGUGUCGGAGAGCCAAGACACAACCAUUUAUACUGGUAGGAACCUACUGGUUCCACCAGCCCACAGGGGAUUAUUGUGUCCGUCCGUCCA